Molecule: messenger RNA, 2582 nt
Organism: Daldinia decipiens
Lineage: Eukaryota; Fungi; Ascomycota; Sordariomycetes; Xylariales; Hypoxylaceae
Product: DNA-directed RNA polymerase I subunit RPA34.5-domain-containing protein
Exons: 3
Coding region: 260-1867 (535 amino acids)
Biological process (GO): transcription by RNA polymerase I
Source: RefSeq, a predicted model, not a curated record
CUUAGAGGCUCAGCGUGAAAGUUACUUUAUCAAUUACAUGUAAUAUUUCACCUUUUUGAUAUUCUCAACGCCACCACCACCUCUCCAAUUGGCACUUCUCAGAGAAAAUUUCUCACAGGUUUUUGAACGAGUUUAGCUCGAUUAACGAGCAUUUUAUCGGGUUCCUUGAGGAAUAUUUUUUAAACUUAUAUUCCUGUCGCAUUUUGCGCUCAGAAGCCUACUUUCACAUCCUCGUUGCCGCCCUGCACAUAUAUUCACAAUGUCGAAGCAUCGCCCUCGAAUCCCGAUGGGAUCACUCAGCGAUAUGGCUUCAACUGUUCGUGACAAGAAAACUGCCUCCAAAACUAAUCCUCCGGGUUCCAUCCAGUUACAAAAGAAUCAAAAGCUACCUAAGGAUACCAGUAGCGAAGAUGAUAAUGGCACUAGCAGCUCCGACGACAGCUCUCAAAGUGGCAGCGAUAGCGAAAAUGACCUCAAGGCUGCCAAGAGCAAGUACGCUGCAAAGCAGGCAACCAAGCGCAAGGCUGCUGAACCAAAAGCGAAAGCUGCCAAGUCAGAGCCUACCAAGACUAUCCCGAAUGCAGGCGCAUCACCAUCAUCUAAAGUUUCAACCAAGGCAGCAGCUUCCACAAGUCCUGAGGGAUCCGAAUCCGAAUCCGAAUCCGAAUCCGAUCCCGACUCCCAGAGUUCGGAUUCUAGCGACAGCCCGGCUAAGGGUGGCGCGGCAGUGAAGGGAGGAAAUAAGGAUAAGGAGGAAGCAGAGAGCUCAUCGGAAAGCGAAAGUGAUGAUGAAAAGACCAGUGCACAACGCGCUGUUGAGGCCGAAUCUUCUAGCGACGAGGCUAGCGAUAGCGGUUCCGAUGACGACAGCGAGGAAGCGCAUGAUGUGGAGAUAGAUAGUGACAAGGUUGCCAUUUCUAGAGUUAAUGGUAAUGAUGUUUCUGAAGUCUCCCGGCCUGGCUGGCUUAAUAGCUCUGAAUUUGCGAUUCGCAAAGCUUCAUCCGACAACCCUGCCAAAGAAAUUACAGAGUUUUUCAGCAAAACUAACUUAGAGGGGAAGCAGGUGUGGUAUUUUACUGCACCAGCCUCAUUACCGAUUACUGUGCUCAGAGAUAUGGAGAUUGAUCUGUCCAAGGCAACUCCCGGAGAAGCAUUACUGAAUCAUAAAGGCGACGAUUACGGCCUAGAUCUUGAGUCGCAUGCCACUAGCACACAGAUCCAGUUACUUAUCCCUUCACAAGGAGGGGAUAACUAUACUUCUCUGAAUCGUGGAAUCGACUCAACUGUGCAUCUCCGUCGUAUAGCUAAAUUCGGACCUGGUGGCACUGUCAGUGCUACUGCUACUGAGGAUUAUACACCAAUACCGAAGGCUAUUCGAGAGCAGCCACAGGGUCUAAGACCCCGUUUCACCCCUAUUGGCGUCCCUAGCCCUAUUCCACAGGUUCAGUCCUCGGAAUCUCGUCCUGCACCCGCAAAGCGAGCAGUUUCUUCAUCCGAAUCGGACAACGAGUCAGAGAGUGCAUCCGACAGAGACUCGGUGGUAUUACCUACCCCGACCAAUUCGAAGAAAUCCAAGAAGCCAGCUGCUGUCAAUGGGAAGCUGAAGCGAAAACAACCUGAAGGAGAGAGCAAACCAACUCCGAUCCAAGAGCCUCGGCCUCAGGAGAAGUCUGCAAAGAGACUUAAGACCACUAAACCUGCAUCUUCCAAGGUUUCGAGCUCCAAUAAGGAAACACCUGUCUCGACCCAGACGCCAAAUGGUACCCCCAGCAACAAGAAGGCGAAGAAGGAAAAAUCAAAGUACUCGAUACAGUCAACGAAACAGACUCCAGUCCCUGUACCUAAAGUUUUUAGCAUGAACCGUUAAGUUGGGGAGGACUGAAGUUGCGUAGCCUACAAUUUUGGGGCUUGCAUCGACAUUUUGUUAUACUUGCAUGCAUGCAUUCAGCUAACAAGUGGUGGAUCUAUCCGACGGAAUUUUGCUCGUGGCAUUAUCGGGCGCACGUCGCCGCCUAUAUGCGAGAUAGUCUACUGGAGGUAGGGAACCUGAUGAAAUGUGGUUUACCAGCAAAAUCGGUAGACUCAGGUGCGUUUGCGUAUGAUUAUUCCUACAAAGGUUGACACGCGGCGUCGAUGGGACAUGAAUUAUGGUAGUGCGGUCUCAUCACUCCUUUUCUUGAGAUACCAAAAGCGGUUUAUCCGAUAGUCUUGGUCUUUUUCCUGGCACUCGUAUGGAUAGGGUGCGGUUAGGCGGGCCAAUAUCAAAAGUACUAGGCUAGGAAGUUAGCAAUAGAGGUUAAGCAGAUUCGAUGCACUCAUUCCAUAGUAAUGUGAAUUAUGGCUUUAGGUAUUUUAUAGAGUAUCCAGUUGCCAGUUCGGAAUCGCUGUUUAGGUAGGCACACAUAGCCCAGUCUAUUGUCGGGGACUGACGAAACCAGCCAGCCAGCCCAAACAAAGCCAAUCGUGACUUAAUCCUUGACCAGAGUGUAGCUCGUAAUUACCUGGUAGUCACACAACAUGUGGCCUUCCCUAGCAAUACCCAAUAUAACUCUAUGAUUGCUUAUAUCAGGUAAGUUGUUGCU